AAUAAAAUUAUAAAAAAUUAUAAUAAAAGGGUGGAUAUUCGCUCGCUCUCUCACUCACUGCCAGUCCAUAAACGCCAGUUUGGGAAAAAAACCAUUUCUUUAAUUCCCUCCCAUGAAUGCUUCCAAAAUCAUAUCUGGCAGCAUCUGUGACUCUACAAUAUUAUCACCCUUGUGACUAAGACCUCUCACUCUUCCACACCACACCAUGUUAAACCAUUUCCUUUUCUCACUCCAAAAUUUCCCAUUCUCAUAAUCUUCAUCUUUCUCACUCCUAUUUUUUUUUUUUUCUUCAUUGAGAUUUUGAUAAUCCAUUUCAUCACAAAACAACUUGUUAUAGCCAUGCAAGACCCUAUUCGCACUCCUGCUUGUUUUUCAUCAACUACUGAUCAUGAUCAACAUCAAACGGCUGUGACAAGGUCAGGCCAAAGUGUGGUCAUGUCCAUGUACAGAACCAAGGUUGCCGAUCGUUGCCGUUUGAUCACAAUCACAUGGUGCAAGAAUCUGAUGCUCCACGGGUUAUCGGUUUCGGUGGAAGGCCCGGAGGGGGACAGCCAGUACACUUGCAAGGUUGAGCUCAAGCCAUGGUACUUCUGGAGGAAACACGGUCACAAGAAGUUUGUGGUUGAAGGUAAAGAGAUGAACAUAUUCUGGGACCUCAAGGCGGCGAAAUUCAACGGCGAGACUGAGCCUGCGUCGGAGUACUAUGUCGCGGUGGUUUGCGACGAGGAAGUUGUGUUGCUUCUUGGUGAUCUGAAGAAGGAUGCGUACAAGAAGACGGGUUGUAGGCCUGCUUUGAUUGACCCAAUAUUGGUGUCAAGGAAAGAGCAUGUCUUUGGCAAGAAAAAGUUCUCCACAAGAGCCAAAUUCCAUGAGAAAGGUAAAGUUCAUGAAAUCUCAAUAGAGUGCAAAAACAAAGGUGGGAGUGUGAGCAAUGGGAAUUUCCCAAGUGGGGUUGAGCCAGAAAUGGAGAUUAGAUUAGAUGGGCAUAUUUUGAUUCAUGUCAAACACCUUCAAUGGAAAUUUAGAGGUAAUGAGUCCAUUCAUGUCAACAAGUUAAGAGUAGAAGUCUAUUGGGAUGUCCAUGAUUGGUUGUUCAGCCCAGGUUUAAGGCAUGCAUUGUUCAUUUUCAAGCCAAUUUUACCUUCCACAUCUAUGUCAUCACUCUCAUCUUCUUCAUCAUCAUCUCCACCUUUGUCUUCAUUGACAUCCACGCCAUUGUCGUCUCAGACCGAAAGUUCAGGGUCGUGGGAGAGUUUAAACGCAAAUGGGUCGUCGGAGUUUUGCUUGUUUCUUUAUGCUUGGAAGGUUGAGUGAAAAUGGAACAAGUGGGUAUGUAUAUGAAAAACCAGAAGACCUGAGAUUGAGAAAAGAGAGAAUAAAUAACCAAGUUGAUGGGCCAGCAUAUGAAAUUGGCGAAUACUGAGGAAGACGCCAGAUUGGUUAAGGUGUGAGGGGGAUUGGAUUGAGAAAGUGGGUCCCAAUGGAAAAGAAGGGUAGUGAAGGGGAGAUAGAUAGAAGAGAUACAGCUGGGGGGGGUUGAACAAGUGGGCAUAAUUGGACGAGACAGAUUGUUGUCAUAUACAUUAC
Molecule: messenger RNA, 1587 nt
Organism: Morus notabilis
Lineage: Eukaryota; Viridiplantae; Streptophyta; Magnoliopsida; Rosales; Moraceae
Exons: 1
Coding region: 340-1314 (324 amino acids)
Source: RefSeq, a predicted model, not a curated record